CGGCGUCGCCAUCCUUUCCCCCACCAGUACCCCCUGUAGGCCAAAUGAGAGGCAUGGCUGAGCAUGGAGGGCUAAGGGAGGUGCGGUGGAGCUGCUGGUGGCUGAGGGAGGCUUGAGGUGGCGGCUGGAGCCGUGGGUGGCAGCGUACGGCUCGGUGGCACUGCAGAACCCGUAUGGGUGAAACCCAUUUCCGGGAAAGAGAGGGAGAGGGCUGCCAUGCUCAAAGAGUCUAAGGGGGAGGUCAAGGGGCUCGGUGGUGCUCGACGGUGGGGCUGGAGGUUGACGACGGGGGCGGUAGCAGCGGCAAACCAUUAGGAGAACCCAUUUCGGGUUUCGCGUGGGGGCUUCCGGAUGGGCCUCAACAAGUACGGUCCCGCUGGAAACGGUAUAGCGUCUGCCGAUGAGGCCAAAUCUGUCGAGAAGACGGCAUUCGAUAUCAAGCUCGAGAAGUUUGACGUGGCGUCCAAGAUUAAGAUAAUAAAGGAGGUGAGGACGUUCACGGAUUUGGGUCUGAAGGAGGCCAAGGAGUUGGUGGAGAAAGCGCCCGUGGUGUUGAAGAAGGGACUCACCAAAGAGGAGGCCGAUUCCAUUGUUGCCAAGUUCAAGGACUUGGGUUCUACUGUGGUAUUGGAAUGACAAUUAUUAUUAUUUUUAACUUUUCGGAUUUAGUCUUUUGAUGUAGAAUAAUGGCGUCUUAGAUUAAUGGGAAAUGAGAAUUUUGUUAGUGGGAACUGUUAUCGGGUGCUUUUAUAUGAUCCCAGUUUUACUGAGAAUGAUUCUCUCCAAAUUUGUGCUUGUCGUGCUAUAUUGAAAGUGAAAAAUCUCAAUUCUUCGUUUGCCUGAGCAUAUCACAAAUA
This is a messenger RNA of Juglans regia (Persian walnut), 857 nucleotides long. Its product is annotated as 50S ribosomal protein L7/L12-like. The record is from RefSeq and is a predicted model, not a curated record. The transcript has a single exon. Gene Ontology annotation, molecular function: structural constituent of ribosome. Gene Ontology annotation, biological process: translation. Lineage: Eukaryota; Viridiplantae; Streptophyta; Magnoliopsida; Fagales; Juglandaceae. The coding region runs from base 352 to 636 and encodes 94 amino acids. Gene Ontology annotation, cellular component: ribosome.